AAAGGAGCUUCUAGUUCCAUCCAAAAGUGGGCCCGAAAUCUAAACGCUUUGCCCUUUUUCUCAGACCUACCAUGGUUGCCUCUUCUUCUUGUUCUUCAUAGAAAUCCCUAACCUUACACUUCAAUUUCCUUCUCCUUUCUCACCGUUUUCAUUUAAUCUAUCUUCUCUUUAUCAACUAUACCAUUUUUAAUUUUUCCAUAUCCAAACGAUUCUUUAUUUCCUUAAUUUAUUUCCUUUUUCCCCUUUUUCUUCGUUUGAGUUGCAAAUCACCAUUGUCCGAUCUGGUUAUUCUCUGCGUUAUUGUAAAGACUGUUCAAUCCAAGUCAAAGGUGCAUUUUGAAGUCUGGGCAUCGACCAAUUUAAGUUAUUGCUUUAUGGGUUUGUUAAAUUUUGAGCUUUUAGUGGUGGGUUUUAACUUUGGUGAUGUAGUUCAUUAGGUAUCUUCGUGAAUUUUAUGCAAAAGUGGGUUUUGGUAAUUGUGUUAUUAUUAUUAUUUGGGUUGAAAUUUUGAUAUCGAAAACAAGAUAAAUGAAAAGAGGGAAAGAUGAUGAGAAGAAUAUGGAGCCUAUGUUCCCUAGGCUUCAUGUUAAUGAUACAGAAAAAGGAGGGCCGAGGGCUCCGCCAAGGAAUAAGAUGGCCCUUUAUGAGCAGCUGAGUAUUCCCUCACAGAGGUUUAACCCUGGCCUCUUGCCUCUUAACACAAGUAAUUCAAGCAGUUUGGUUCCUCCUACUUCCUCAAGCCAGGGAAGUUGCCUUCAAAAUAGGCUUUUUCCUUCUCGUGUAUCGAAUUCGGCAUCUACUAAUCAAGCUGAGAAGAUUCAUACACGACAGCAUGGAGGAGCAAGUGUAAAUGCUCCAAUGGCACGCCUUGAACCAAGAAAGAAGGUUGGAGAUGAAGAUGAUUUCUUGGUUCCUGUUUUUGUUAAUUCAGAGACAGGUCUGCAACAUUGCAAAAAUAAGGAAGGGUUUGAUGGGGAAAAAGUCUGUAAUGUUCGUGAUAAUGAUACAAAUCGAUGUAGCUCUUCUGGUGUCGGUUCAAGAAAGGAGGUAAGAAAUCAGAGUGAAGGGAGCUUUCAAGUGUGCUCAAGUAGGGAGCGCUCAAUAAAACCUGCUGCAAAUUCAUCAACUAGAGAAACGAUUGAUGGAUAUGCCAAAGAGGACAAUGUGUCCCCUGAUCAAUAUUGUGAAGAGAUUCCAGCAUCUAGAUUAAGUGGUUCACGUGAAAUUGAUGCUUGCUUGGUAGAAAAGUUGAGAGCUGACCGACAACCAGUUGAUAAUGGAUGUGCUGAUGAUGCUUCCUUGAUGAAAGAAAAUGGUGAGGGAACCCUUUCCCGGAAGAGAAGUCUGUCUUAUUCAGAGGGGAAUCGCAGUGUUCCUGAUGAAACUAAUAAUGACAGUGAAUGCCAUGAAGACAAGACUUGUGGCUCACUGCAGUGGGCAAAUGGAGAUAAAAGCGAUGAUGUCUCUGAGACCUCUGCGGUGGAUAUUGUAUCAGGCUUGGAUAUCUCUGCUGAUGACGUGGUGGGAAUAAUAGGUCAGAAGCGUUUCUGGAAAGCAAGAAGAGCUAUUGUUAAUCAACAAAGAGUAUUUGCUGUACAAGUGUUUGAGUUACAUAGGCUGAUUAAGGUUCAGAGAUUAAUUGCUGGAUCACCACAUAUCUUGCUUGAGGAUGCAGCAUAUCUGAGCAAACCUUCUUUCAAAGACUCUCCUGUAAAGAAGCUUCCUCAAGAGUUAAUUGUAAAACCAGUGCCACAAAAUAAUCGCAAAGAUGAUGCUGAGAAGAUAAGUUGUAAAAUGGAAUGUUCAGCAGAAAAUGCGGUUGGUAGGACAUCCCUCUCUUCUGUGAAAAAUGGUAGUCAGCCUUCAAAUAAUGGGCCUUUCCUUGGAAAUUCACCACUUUCUCCAGCUAAUGGUGAUAACAAAAUGAACCCUUGGUGUUUCAAUCAAAUGCUCGGGCACCAGUGGCUGGUCCCUGUCAUGUCCCCCUCUGAAGGACUGAUAUACAAGCCCUAUCCGGGACCUGGAUUCAUGGAAUCUGCUUGUGGAGGCUGUGGACCUUUUGGACAAAAUCCAAUGACCGGAAACUUCAUGACAUCAGCUUACGGAGUUCCAACUCCUCAUCAAGGACUUGGGGCUCUACCAGGCACUCCUUUAGGCGGUCACUCUUACUUUCCUCCUUAUGGUAUGCCAGUCAUGAACCCGGCAUUCUCAGGGUCUGCCAUGGAACAGAUGACCCAAUUUGCCGGAGUGGGGUCCCAUGCCCAAAGUGUCCAGUUAUCUGGAAGUGGAGCUAACUUCAACAUGCAGCAACAAAGUUCAUCUAAUCUGCCGAACGAGAAGAAUGGUGCUAUUCCUCCUGUCACGAAGUAUCAAGCAUCUAAAGAUGCUGAGCAACAACGAUGUAAUGCAAGCAGUCCUAGUGAGAGAACAGAGAAAGACGGGACCCGUAGCACCUCUGAAGGGAAAAAUACACCUUCACUUCUCCCUACAGCUCCAGCCAAUCUGGAGGGAGCCUUGAAGCCUCGCGAAACUGACCAGAGGACGAGAGUGAUACGAGUUGUGCCUCAUAAUCCAAGGUCAGCCACUGAAUCAGCGGCACGAAUUUUCCAAUCUAUACAGAAAGAGAGAAAGCAACGGGACUAAGAUGAGCUUGCUUUACAUAUCAAACAAAACCAUUACCGGUAAAUCAUCGUGGACUCCAUCUACCUAGGUGUGCUGCUUGAACAAUAUUAUCUCUUAUUAUCUCUUACUUUUUGGUGUAACAUUUUCUUACAUGUUUUCUGGUUAUAGUUUAUUCAUAUGUAGAUAUAUGUUUGAGAGAUUACAAGUCAAUGUAAUAUGAAUUUUGUUUCAUCUCUGCAUUUUUUAGGCUGAUUCAAGACCCUUUUAUGAGAAACAGAAGCUCUUUGAACAUGAUGGUAUAAUUAUAGUAUCUGAUGACUUCUUUUGAA
This is a messenger RNA of Gossypium raimondii (Peruvian cotton), 2951 nucleotides long. Its product is annotated as protein EARLY FLOWERING 3. Gene Ontology annotation, biological process: regulation of photoperiodism, flowering. Bases 529 to 2643 code for a protein of 704 amino acids. The record is from RefSeq and is a predicted model, not a curated record. Lineage: Eukaryota; Viridiplantae; Streptophyta; Magnoliopsida; Malvales; Malvaceae. The transcript has 4 exons.